UGCACGUCCAGAUCUAAAGUUCUAAAGUUUAGAAGCAUACGUUUCAAACUGAAGAGAAAUCACGUUUGUUUUGAAGAGGGGCAUUUGAAAUGGAUGACAUGUCAUAUUGCUCCUUCUCUGGUGGAGAAGAAUACAGAAAUCACUUCCAACCGGGUACAUAUGUGUGCUCUGAGUGUGGGCACGAGUUAUUUUCCAGCAUGUCAAAGUUCGAGCACUCUACUCCUUGGCCAGCCUUCUCAGAGACACUCCACGAGGACAGUGUCUCCAAACACCCUGAAGCAUGGGGACCCCUAAAGGUUUGUUGUGGGAAGUGUGGCAAUGGAUUGGGCCAUGAGUUCUUGUACGAUGGACCAAAAGAAGGGCUUUCACGCUUCUGAAUAUUCAGCAGCUCACUCACGUUCAUCCCUAAAGAAAAGGUUGAUGGACAGAAAGGUGAGCUGUGAAAGAGGAAGACCGUUUUCUGCUGCUGAAGGUGCGGACAGUGGAUGAAGUGCCCUGGCACAAACCUAGUGGAGCUCCAGGGCUCUGAUGGACGUUGGCCUCGCUGGGCGGCAAGAACAAACUGGUCUCAACCACUUUUUAAAACCAGGAGCACACACACACACACACACACACACACACACACACUCACACACACACACACACACACACACACACACACACACACACACACACACACACACACACACACACACACACACACAAAACAGCAACUGGGAUCCAAAUUCAACCACAUUAAGUUGUGCUGUACAGAAAUACUGUAAUAUUUAAUGCACCUGUCUGGCAAAGACUUUAAGAUACAGUUAUAAGUUAAAGUCUCACUAGUAAGUCACAUUGUUUGUAUGCCUCACUGCACCACUCUGGAUCUAAGAAAAUAUGUUGAACACACUCCAAUGUCCAAAGUGUAAUUGCAUGCUCCCAUCAGUUGAUGGUGCUAUGUGCUCUAAAAACAAAUCUUAAAUGAACUGCAUUUAUAACUCACUAAGGUAUUACUGUGGACAUAGUUUGUUCUCUCGAGACUCAAUAGAGAUGAAUAUCCGACUAUGAAAGCUCCAUAUAUUGUAUCCUUAUGGCAACAACACAGCAAUACCUACAGUACUUCAUAGUGCCUUUUUACAGAUUCACUUGCAAUAUUUUCCCUUUUCAAUUAAAUCUUCUCAAGUAGUUAUAGUGGAUUCCUAAUUACAUUCAUUUAAUUAAGUUAAAAUGCUUUUAUUGUGUCACAAAAACCUAGUUUGCUCAUGGAAUUUUGUUGACAUUCUUGCUAAAAACCCACCUAUUAGAAUUACAGUAAAUAUCCGAACAGUAUGUCUCCACUGCAUUGUGCUGUUGUGUCCGCUUGCCAUCUUCCCCGUCACGCGAGGGGCCUGUUUUGGGAAGAAGAUCCUGGAUUUAUCUGGAUAACCUUUCUGAGUAAAACUCAGACAUCAAUUCAUGUUCCAGACCUGAGAGUGUUCUGUGUUUUUCUACUCAGCAACGCUUUCCACAUAACUCAGUUAACCUGCUUCUUGGCUCGUGGCGUGGUGGAAUUAUAAACAAAGUGAGGAUGUGAGGGUGCGUUCAACAGCUCUUGGGCUGUUUAAAUGUCUGGCACGGAGCAGGUGUGGAGCUGCUCGUUUCAAAGGCUGGAAGAUCAGAGGGGGAGAUGAAAGCUGCAGUGUCAGGCGGAGGAUUAAGAAAGGAAGUGCACACAUUCGUAGAUUGUAAUGAUGUGUAGUAUAGCAUUUAAAGCAAAUACUGUUUUGUGCAUACGAUGAUGAUGAUUUUGUCCGUGAGGAUCAAAACUCUUGAAUUCACUUCUGAGGGAGCAGCUGUUGCAAAAGUAUUGUUUUAAAUGUCAGUAUCUUAACUCUAUUAACUCAUACUUCUUUGUGACUGAUUACAUGAAUGUAAUGUAAUGUACAUUUCAGUAUUUUGCCUUAAGUGAUGAUGAAGUCAUACCUUC
This is a messenger RNA of Cottoperca gobio, 1945 nucleotides long. RefSeq names its product methionine-R-sulfoxide reductase B1-A-like. Gene Ontology annotation, molecular function: peptide-methionine (R)-S-oxide reductase activity. Gene Ontology annotation, cellular component: nucleus. The record is from RefSeq and is a predicted model, not a curated record. Gene Ontology annotation, biological process: protein repair. NCBI's taxonomy places the organism in Eukaryota, Metazoa, Chordata, Actinopteri, Perciformes, Bovichtidae. The transcript is spliced from 4 exons.